AUGGCGGCAGGCGCUCCGUUGGGGCGCGAUUUCUCACUGGCCACAGUGCUCGCUCCCCUUCCACCGGCGGCCUUCGGUGAUGUGGCGCGGGUGCUUUCCGCGGCCCCCUCGGCCUUGGCAGUGCGUUUCGCCCGGGUGCUCGCGGAGCGGAACCACGUGGUCGAGUUGCCCGACAACGCCGUGACGAAUGUCAUUUGGAAGCCCGCUCACUAUUUCAACAUCGGCAAGGGCGUUGAUUUUGAUUUCAACAGUCCGUACCUCAAAGAACUGCAAAAGCUUGUGCCCUCGGCCCCGACAGUUGAGGUGCGCUCCACUCACGGUCGUUGCCCCCGGCGCCACAUUGCAGACCUCCAGAAGUGCGCCCCAAAGACAAGCAGCCGGGCGGCCUUCAAUGUUCAACGGCGCAAUGGCGGCAAGAUGGUUCUGGAGACCCGGUACCGCGUUUACACCAUGGGCGCCGGGAUCCAGAACGCCUCCUUCUCGGAGGAAUACUGCCCCAAGUGCGCCUUGUAUUUCCUCGGGCAGUGGCAGUGCGAGAAGCACGACAGAAGUAGCGGGCGAGGGACUUGCGGGAAGAUGAUAAACAUCAAGCUCGUUUCGGGGUCCAGCUCCCUCAAGUAUUUCUUCGCUCCGCGCGAGAAGGCUUGGCACGCCGUCGACGCGAAGCUAUUGCAGUUCCUCGCGGACGAGCUACACCACAGUGGGGGGACAUUCAAUUCUGCAGUUCUGGUAUGGAGCGAGCAACGCACUGAGCUCGCGCAGCGAGGGCUGAUUCCUGGCGAAGACUUGACGCUUCUACGAGCCAAUGGCGUUCGCUUGGAGGACGCUUGGUAUGCGCACCACGCUGCCCGCCUUGCCGGCGGCGCCGCAUCCGAACUCACGUGGUCUUUCACCAGGGGCGGCUUGGAGUCGACGUUGCUCGCUCUCGCGCCAGCCGUGCGCCGAGCCCACGUCGAGCGCGCCGUUGAGCGCAUGGAACUCUACACGGGGUGUCUGAAGAACGCCCCCGCCGGGCGAUUCUUCUGCGCUCAAUGUCAGACGGCGCGUGCUGGACAGAACAAUCUCACCCCGCAGACGCAGAUUUUGGGCAUCGCUCCCGCGGCCGCCCCGAACGGCGAAGCGUCUGCCCUGAGAUACUUGGUGCGCUGCUCGGAUCCAGACAAUCCGAGCGAGACCUUCGAUGCUUUCCUGCCGAGGGCGGAAGUACCACAAGAGUUGCUAGCAACCUACGAGAAGUCUCUGCUUCCAGCAAGUGGAGACCACGGGAACAAGAAGGCGCGGCCUGCGUGGCUCAGAGGCCACCGACAGGUCACGCGCUGGCUGAAGGGGGCGAGGCGGCGCCCGGGGGCGCCGCGGCCGCGGUCGCACUUCCUCGGCGACGGCCCGUUCCCGCCGACCAACGGCAGCAGGGCUGCCAAGGAAGCGGAAGGUGCGAAGCGCCAGCUUUGCCGCGGCUGGCUUGCGCUGGACGAGGAACUGAAGCAGUCGAUCCUGGCCCGCGGCGUCGACAAGCUCCAGGGCUCCGACAAAGUCCGGAGAUGCACUGGCGGUAUUAUGACGGCCGUCACGUCUUGCGGCUGGCUCAUGGAUUGGAUGGGGCUGACCCGCGGCGAAUCCAUCGAGGUCGUGCACGCCUUCGCCUUGCGGCUCCACAAGGCGCCGAAGAGCUCCGGGCGGCCCCCCCGCGCGACUCGCGAGUGCAGCUGCGCUGCGUUGUCCAAGUUUGCCUUUUUCCUCCCUGCGGAGCCCCCGCUCGCCUUCGUGGGCUCCUCGAUCGCUCGAGAGGGCGCCUGGGACCUCGGCUGCGUCAUCGGGUGGCUCGGCUACGACAACGCCUGCAAGUUGUUCUCCAUGGCACGCGCCAAGAAAGAUGAUUUUCUGCCGUGGACGAAAUCGCUGGCUGAGGAAGUGCGCAUUGUUCUGGGCGGUUUCCACAGGGACAACCACACGUGGCGUCUGAAUGCGCUCCUGGAAGUUGACCCGCUGCAGCCGGCGAACGAGAAGUUUUUGGCGUUGAAGAACACGGAGGCUUGCGAGCAGCUCAAUGCGUGGAUCAGCCCCCGGACGCGCAUGUGCCUCGAGAUGACGAGAGCCCAUUUCCAGCUCCACUGGCAGGUUGAGGGCCCCCGGGUCCAGAACUUCGGAACACCCCCCCCGCGCGCCGCGCGCCGCUGCUCCGACGGGUGCCCCCGUCGGGGCUUGCGGAUUCUGUUCGAUGUCCAUAACGAGUGGCUGCAGCGCGCGGCGGCGAGCAAGCGCCGCCGCUUCGCCGCCGGGGCCCUGAAGCACGACCCUGACCUGCCGGCCCGCCGGCCCCGCGCGCGCGCCCGGCGGCUUGAGCGGCCCGCGCUGCUGGCCGCCAUGCUGCCUGCCAGCGCAUUGGUGUUCGCGUUGUGCUUCCGCAUUGCGGGCGUCGCCGGGGCGGGGAAGGGCGCCCGUCGAAUGGCCCGCCCCGCGGAGGGCUCGCUACCCCCCGCGCUCACCAAGGGGGAGAUCCGAGCAGCCUAUCGCCUAAUGGAGAGUCAAAACGCAUGUCCCGAGGAGGUCGCGCGGCGCGCGUCGCCGCUGAUGUGGGCCAUCGCGACUGCGCUGGAGAAGGCGACGUCGCUGCACCCCUCCUGCGUGCACGUCCACAUCCUGCUCCUCAUUGCGACGACGUUGGGCGCCGUCCAGCUCAAGUACGGCGGGAUCCUUGCGCGCCACUGCAACCUGCUCAUGCUGCAGCACGACGAGCCGGGAGAUGGCAUGUCCAUUGCCUUGUGGCUCGGCGUUCAGAUCCUGUCCUACUACGACCAGGUGAGAGAGGCCCGCGCCAAGCGGAGGUACGACGCCGCUCUCGAGAGGCAUGGGCGAGACCCGGAGACCGAACCCAAACCAGAAAAAAAGCCAGAGAAGGAUUCCAUUUUCAACAAGGGUACCUUCAUUGGCCUUGGAGGGUUCAUGCAGGCGCAAGAGGAUGCCGCGUUCCUGGCGCUGCACGAGGGGAAGACGCGGCUGUCCCAGACGUUCGACAGUUGGCCUGGCGGCGGCAUUGAUGACCUCAACCAAAUCCACGACCACGACCUACAAGAAUCACCCCGGUAA
Molecule: messenger RNA, 3084 nt
Organism: Prorocentrum cordatum
Lineage: Eukaryota; Dinophyceae; Prorocentrales; Prorocentraceae
Source: the annotation of a GenBank genome assembly